Molecule: messenger RNA, 1166 nt
Organism: Ictalurus furcatus (blue catfish)
Lineage: Eukaryota; Metazoa; Chordata; Actinopteri; Siluriformes; Ictaluridae
Gene: il21
Product: interleukin 21
Exons: 7
Coding region: 177-461 (94 amino acids)
Source: RefSeq, a predicted model, not a curated record
GUCCCUGAAUUUUCCAGUAUCAACCAAGACGUGGUUUUCCUGCGUCCCGAAGGAUCCUAUAUAAAGCAGCAUGCUGGGCUCAAACCACGUCUCCUAAGGAUUUGAAAACUGAAGGACUGCUCAAACAAGCCAUCGCCCACCUCAAAUUCCUUAUUAAUAACGAAAAGGACAAUAGCAUGUUUCUCCACUCACCAACGAAUGACAUCAAGGAGUGCUGCUCUCGUUCUGCUCUCGAGUGCUUCAAAUCAGAGCUUAAAUCCACCAACCAUAAGAAUCCAAUGGUGAGGAAACUGGUCAGAAAUCUGGGCAAGCCUACCAUCAUGAAUAGCGUGAACACCUGCACUGAGGACGAAAUAAAGAAAACCAAGUGCAUGUCCUGUGACUCCUACCCGAGGGUCAGCAGCAAACAAUUUCUGAGUACUUUACAGUCACGUCUGCAAAUGGCUUAUAGUCGCCUUUAAAUUACAAGCAUGAUGAUGAUGACGACGUGAAUGUGUGGACGACACUACCUCAUGAAACCCUGGUGUAAAGCACUCUGGAUCAACCCAUCUAUUUAUUGCUUAUUUAUUUGUUUGGUUGUUUUUUAUUUUUAUAUUACAAUAGACUGAGAAAUGCCUUAGAAUUUCGGAUAUGUUGGCAGUGUGUUUAGCAGUUUUUUCUUACUGCUAAUUUUGAUUAAUACUGUGUUCACAUUGCAGAGAAAUGUAUUGUAAUGUACAUAUAUACUGCAUUAUAUAGUAUUAACAGUUAUAAACCAGUACAAGAGAGAAAACUCAAGACAAGGCCUGCUGCUGCUAUAGCACCUUCUAAUGGAUGGGCAUAUAUAGUUAUAUUUUUUGCACUUGCAUGAUCACUUCUUUCCCAAGACAGCAGAAAAAAGUUUGGUUCACACUGUCAACUGACGUUAUUUUCAAGAAUGAAAUAAACAAGUAUGUCUCAUAAUGAGACUUUAUGGAUUGCAUAGUUACCCAGUUGUACUUAAUGCAUGUAUCCUAUUGUUUUGUAUUUAUUUACUAUUAAAAUUAAAUUCUCUCAAAUGAGAACUGUGGAUAUUGGUGAUUUCUCUCACAGAACCCCUGUUACAAGAUACAAGUAUAUUACAAGUCAAAUAUUUGCACAUUUUUAUGAAAAACACCACCACAUUCUCCACAACAAAGACUCAUUAG